CGGAACCGACACAGGCGGAGCAGAGAAAAGUAACCUGGCUACCGUGAUGUUGAACGUAAUGAGGGGAGUAAUGUGGAACAAUAAACUACUGCAGGCACACCUGCACGCGGAUCGUCAGCAAAGACAGCAGUACCAACAAGACCUGGCCGCUGUAACGGCCGACGUCCGCGACGCAGCAGUGCAGCAGCAGCAACAGCAACAGCUGAUGAACUCUACCAUCGCACGCAUCAACGGCAUUGAGGCCAAGGCCUCAGCAGCGCCAGGCUGCACGACGGACGCGACGAAGCAAAUCAAUGAACGCAUCGAUCACGUCGUCACCAUCAUCGGCGACAUAGGUGUUUUCAACGGACCGGACACGAUCAGCAGCACGGUGGCCGCCCUCAAGACGGACAUCACCAAGCUACAGACGAGACCGGACGCCGCUACAAAGACGUUCAAGAUGCCGCACUUCGACAUCUGCAAGUUCGACGACUACAACAAGUCGGACGCUUUGACAUGGUGGCAACGUUUCCUCACAGAAGCGUCAUGCCGCACUGUCCCGGCGAACGCCAUGUUGAAGGCAAUCUAUUUGCAACUGAUUGGAGGAGCGCAGGCAUGGAUGAACCACCUGGCGGCCUCCCACAAGUGCACCAUCGCCGAACUCCACACGCACAUCACGUGGAAGGAGUUCGAGCAGCUAUGGUUCACCCGGUUCAUGGUCCGCAACGUCGUGAAGGCGGCCAUGAAUGAGGUGUACACAUGCUCUCAGGGGAACAUGCCAACUCGAGACUGGACAACGAAGUGGCAAAAGAUAGUGACCACGCCAGGAUUAGAUUUGAGUUUUCCAAAUCAACGAUCCAAGUUCUUCUCGCGAUCGUGUGCGGGAUUGCGGUCGGCACUCGGUAAUGAGUACGACUAUACCACAUUCCAGGCCAUUCUGGAUCGAGCGAACUUGGUCAUCCAAACGGACGAUAAGGCCGCUAACGAGAGACAGUCCCAACCGCAUUAUGUGGCUAAGCAGGCCUAUCAACGUCCGACACAUAACAAUGCCGUGAUUUAUGAGGAAACCGACGACCACCAUGCUGCAGCAGCAUCCUCGGGUGAUGGAGGAAUUGUCGCAGCCCUCCCGCCGAAGCAUCCCAAGAGAGUUCGUAAGAACAAGGUGACACAAGAGACGGCAGCGACGGGAGCUGGGCAGCAGCCAUGGACAGCAUAUAAGAUCACCAAGGAGGAGUCUAUGACCUACGUCAGAAGUACAGAUACUGCCUUUGGUGCAACGGAGUCACUCAUGUGACCGCACAAUGCCCCGAAAAAGGCAAGGCACGCGUACCCCGUCCAGCAAACUCGGGA
This is a messenger RNA of Chara braunii, 1329 nucleotides long. Lineage: Eukaryota; Viridiplantae; Streptophyta; Charophyceae; Charales; Characeae. The record is from the annotation of a GenBank genome assembly.